AUGUCGAACCCAGAUUCUCGAUCAUUCAGUUGGCAUUAUACGGAACUCGAUGACAGAGACCUCGAGAUCCGAGGAAGGACUUUGUUCUUCGUCAUCGUACUCUUCUCCAUUAUCCUUCUCGUCACGGUUCUCUUCAUCUACACGCGCUGGGUUUGCCGCUACCAAGGACGCCUUCCCACUACAGCGUUCUCCACCGCCUUUCACGCGCCGCCUCUCCCGCCAUCGCAGGGACUGGACCCCGAAACCAUCAAGAAACUGCCCAUAAUCCUCCACCACGCUCCGUCGGACCGCGACGAAAGCGCGUGGGACGAAACGGAGUGUUGUAUCUGCCUCGGCGAGUUCAGAGACGGCGAGAAAGUGAAGGUUUUACCGGCGUGUGACCAUUAUUUCCAUUGUGAAUGUGUUGACAGGUGGCUCACUCUCUUCUCAAGUUGCCCUCUCUGCAGAGCUUCUCUCAAGGUUGAAUCUUCUUUCCCAAAUAUUUUGAUUCAGGAACCACCCCUCAGAAUUGAUUUCCAAUUGUAG
Molecule: messenger RNA, 525 nt
Organism: Sphenostylis stenocarpa
Lineage: Eukaryota; Viridiplantae; Streptophyta; Magnoliopsida; Fabales; Fabaceae
Source: the annotation of a GenBank genome assembly